AUGGCUCUGUUGCAGAAUGAAGACUUUGCUAUAUGGUAUCUACGGACGUCUUAUUUGGCCAGCGCCAAAGACGGGAUUGCUGAGCGACUGAUCAACGUCAACUCAUCAAUCCUGAACACACCGGGGUUUCGUGCAGCUGGCUGGUCUGCUGAUCCCACCCAGCGGACUUAUUCUCCCCCAAUUCCGACAUCUGUCAACACCAAUUAUUUCAAGGAAGGCGCAGACCUGCAGCAGCUAAACUCACAUGAUGCCGAAGAGGAUGAAGGUGGCCUCGUUACCGGCAGGACUAGCAAUGAUACAAUCGGACCCGCGCUUCAUAUGAGGCGGCGGAGAAGAAGAGAACAAGUGGAGGAGGACGACAGUAGCGAUCUGACGGACGAGUCGGAAGACGAAGGCGACGGUGGCCAACGCACUGUCCAGCAAAUCAGAUUUGCAAAGAUGCCUGCUCGCAAUCGUGCGGACUCGUCCCCGAUCCAUGGUACCGAUGGAGACGACGGGACAACCUCGCCAAAUAAACCAACGACCGACAACAGGCGCCGAACCGGCUCGCUUGGUGCCGUUGAAGCUGUGAAGGCUCGCGCCAGGCGCGACACUACUACGAGCAGUGAUAUGUCUUCGGAGAACGAAGUCGAUCCAGCAUAUUUCCAGCGCCGUCAACUGACCGCAGGCCAAACCUCUAAAUCUGUUCCGCUCCCUGGCGAAGAUCCCAUCGGAGUAGUUGCGCGAGCUGGUCAGCAUGUAGGCGGCCAGGACGACUCCGAUGCCGAAUCGGUCGGAUCUGCCAUGUCUUCGGAGUUGGGAGACACGAUGGACUCGACAUCUCUGCUCAACACUUUAGGUGACCCGAAUCUGAAUUCCACACCCUUGGGCAGUUUAACAAGUUCAGGACCGCGCUCGAUUCAGCCUGGAUCGCCCAGAAGACAGAGGACAAUGUCAAUACUGCAUGAGCUACCGCCGCCACGACCUAUAAGCAUGAUCCAGCCUAAGAGCCUGCUUUCAGCGGCUCUGGGGGCACAGAAAAAAGGCCCCAGCAACCCUUUGCAAGCGUUCGCUGGUCUCUCUGGUAAAGGGACUCCGAAUCCUCUGUGGAUCAAGAUAUAUGCGCCAUUCUCGGAGGAUGCCGAGGACCCGUUUGAGAUGCCGCUGGCUCGGACAUCCAAAGAUGGCAAUCCUAUCAUUGUCGCGGAAGCGCUUGGCCACGCUCUCUGGAGAUACCAGGAGGAAGGGCUGAAACCAGAACUCACUACAGAACAGCUCGAUGUCAACAAGUGGACACUGCGGAUGGUGGAAGACGGAGAGGUCGACGAAGACUUUCCUCCGCUCGUCCGGACCAGGCCUGUGACGGAUUUUACUGACAACAACAAUCGAGCCGGUAGAGGCCGGACCAGGGGCCGGCCUUUCGAUGAGUUUGCCCUCGUGGAGGCAUCUGCAUCUCAGUACGAAGCUAAUAAGAAGGAAACACCUCAACUAAGACCUCCUGAACAGACAGACGCUGGGCCUAUCACCACACUUGAAGGACAGGCUCCACUGCCCACGAUAGAGCGUCCUGGCACUCCUAAAGGAGUGUCGCGCUCUAACAUGCUUCUUGCUGGACAACCUUUCACCACCGCUCUCACCAAUGCUUCCUUAACCCCGGCAGAUCUUCCCGCGCCGGCCGCGCCGCAGGCCACUCCUCGCAUGGGCUCCACGAAACCCCUGAAGAUCCGAUACCUUAACCACGACAUGACCGCCCAGACGAUGAUGAUAGAGACAUCCACCGACAGCUACAUCGCUGAAAUCCUGGACCAUGUGUGCAAGAGAUGGAACCUUGAGAAGGCGGGUUUUGUGCUCAAGGUGGCUGGCACUAAUACUGUGGCGCCGUUGGAUCGGACAGUGGAAGCUCUGGGCGUACGAUCCGAGUUGGACCUGGUCCGGCGGCGGUUCGGUGCCGGAGUCACUUUGACGGGGUCACCUGGAAGUUCCUCACCCAAUGCGCCCCUGCUGCUGGACAUCCAGGGCCCGACGAAGAAGAACAAAAGAGGACAACCUAUGCAAGCUUCGUCGCUGAAGCAGGACUUGCUAUCGAGCGCAAGCAAUUUCAAAAAGUAUUACGUGACGAGGAAACAGUUAGGAGGAUUUGCGCAGGGAAGUCAGAGAGUGCUGGUGUUUGACGGCGACAUCAUCCAUGUCAUGCCGGCAGACUCCAGCUCCAACGCCAAAUUCAGCUCGAUUGCAUUCAACGACAUCUUGAAGUGCAAGGUCAGCUCCAAACAUCCCAAGCUGGUUCGAAUCGUGGUCCGGAGAGUGAACGAGUCCAAGCGAUACGAUUUCGAGGCGCGGACAGCUGGUGAAGCGCAGGAGAUCGUGGAUGAGGUGACCCGCGAGAUGAAGCUGGCGCGGGCGUGA
This is a messenger RNA of Cladophialophora carrionii CBS 160.54, 2385 nucleotides long. RefSeq lists its product as uncharacterized. The record is from RefSeq and is a predicted model, not a curated record. Gene Ontology annotation, biological process: TORC2 signaling. The transcript is spliced from 2 exons. NCBI's taxonomy places the organism in Eukaryota, Fungi, Ascomycota, Eurotiomycetes, Chaetothyriales, Herpotrichiellaceae. Bases 1 to 2385 code for a protein of 794 amino acids. Gene Ontology annotation, molecular function: phosphatidylinositol-4,5-bisphosphate binding. Gene Ontology annotation, cellular component: cytoplasm; plasma membrane; TORC2 complex.